Arxiozyma heterogenica is the source of this 651-nucleotide messenger RNA. RefSeq names its product putative lipase (gene TIP1). Gene Ontology annotation, biological process: fungal-type cell wall organization. The record is from RefSeq and is a predicted model, not a curated record. The transcript has a single exon. Gene Ontology annotation, cellular component: fungal-type vacuole; fungal-type cell wall. Bases 1 to 651 code for a protein of 216 amino acids. NCBI's taxonomy places the organism in Eukaryota, Fungi, Ascomycota, Saccharomycetes, Saccharomycetales, Saccharomycetaceae. Gene Ontology annotation, molecular function: structural constituent of cell wall.
AUGAAAUUCUCUGCUGCUUCUGUCUCUGCUGCCGCCGCUUUAUUUGCUUCUGUUGCCUCUGCUAUGACUAACGAACAAGUUCAAGAAAUUAAUGCCAUCGUAGACGACAUUAAGUCUCAUCAAGCUGAAUAUAUCGCUUUGGAAAUGAAUCCUCCAGCAGGUUUCACUUUACCUCCUGCUUUAAUUCAAUUAUAUGCCCAAGUUUUAACUUAUACUGAUGAUUCUUACACUACUUUAUUCACUACUUUGGAUUUUAGUGCCAUCGAAAAUACUAUCACACACUUCUCUUGGUACUCUGAUAGAUUAUUACCAGCUUUAGAAUCUGUAAGAAAGGAAUACAGUGCCGAAUCUGCUUCUAUUUCUGCCUCUGCUUCUUCUGUUUCUUCUGCUUCUUCAUCUUCUGUUGCCUCCUCUUCCUCUUCUUCUGCUUCCUCCUCUUCCUCUCACUCUGCAGCUUCCUCCUCUUCCUCUUCUUCUUCUGCUUCCUCCUCUUCCUCUCGUUCUGCAGCUUCUUCCUCUUCCUCUCACUCUGCAGCUUCUUCCUCUCACUCUGCAGCUUCUUCCUCUUCCUCUCACCCUGCCAAUGGUGCUGAAAAGGUCUUUAUUGGUAUGGGUGCUGGUGUUGCUGCUGUCGCUGCUUUAUUAUUAUAA